Molecule: messenger RNA, 261 nt
Organism: Clunio marinus
Lineage: Eukaryota; Metazoa; Arthropoda; Insecta; Diptera; Chironomidae
Source: the annotation of a GenBank genome assembly
AUGGACGGUUUAUUGAGCAAGAAUGCAACCGCCGCGGAUGAGCCAACAGAAAUCAACGAAGCUGCCUCGCAAACUGAGGGUAACUCUGUGAUAAGCGGCAACUUUCCGUUCUCAAUAAGUGGACAGACAUCAGUAUUAAGAAUUUCUACAGAUAUUCAAACUACACUACAGCGAGAAAUUAUGAAGCAGAAAUUUUAUGGUCUACGUCGUAGAAAUGAAAUAAAAUCCACCCCGAAGCAAAAGAAUGUUGGAAAUAUUUAA